Poecilia reticulata (guppy) is the source of this 4694-nucleotide messenger RNA. RefSeq names its product forkhead box J3 (gene foxj3). Gene Ontology annotation, molecular function: RNA polymerase II cis-regulatory region sequence-specific DNA binding; DNA-binding transcription factor activity, RNA polymerase II-specific. Gene Ontology annotation, cellular component: nucleus. The record is from RefSeq and is a predicted model, not a curated record. NCBI's taxonomy places the organism in Eukaryota, Metazoa, Chordata, Actinopteri, Cyprinodontiformes, Poeciliidae. Gene Ontology annotation, biological process: regulation of transcription by RNA polymerase II.
AGCCUGCCGUCACCAUGACGUCGGAGCUGGAGAGCAGCCUGACCUCCAUGGACUGGCUCCCUCAGCUGACCAUGCAGGCGGCCAUCCGCAAGACGGACGCCCAGAAUGCCCACGGGCCCGGCAUGGGCAAGAAGAGCACCUUACUGGAUCACACCACCACGCUGGAUCAGGAGGAGGUGCAGCAGCACAAGGACGGCAAGCCUCCGUACAGCUACGCCAGCCUCAUCACGUUCGCCAUCAACAGCUCGCCAAAGAAGAAGAUGACGCUGAGCGAGAUCUACCAGUGGAUCUGUGAUAACUUCCCCUACUACAGGGAGGCAGGCAGCGGCUGGAAGAACUCAAUACGGCACAAUCUGUCGCUAAACAAAUGUUUUCUCAAAGUGCCUCGCUCCAAAGAUGACCCUGGAAAGGGCUCCUACUGGGCCAUUGACACCAACCCGAAGGAGGACGCUUUGCCGACUCGGCCAAAGAAGAGGCCACGGUCUGGAGAGCGGGCUUCCACACCAUACAGCCUGGAUUCAGAGUCUUUGGGGAUGGACUGUAUGAUCUCUGGAAGUGCCUCUCCAACGCUGGCAAUCAACACUGUGACUAACAAGGUGGCGUUGUACAACACAGACCAGGAAGGUAGCGAUAGUCCGAGAAGCAGCCUUAACAACAGCCUGUCUGAUCAGAGUCUAGCCUCUGUCAAUCUCAACAGUGUGGGCAGYGUUCACAGCUACACACCGGUGACCAGUCAUCCGGAGCCCGUGUCCCAGUCGAUGAGCCUGCAGCAGCCCCCCCAGUCCCAGUACAGCAUGCCAGACAGGGAAAAGCAGCUCCCGUUCUCAGACUUCGAAGAUCUCAGUGCCUCCUUCCGCAGCCUUUACAAGUCUGUUUUUGAGCAGUCCUUCAGCCAACAAGGUCUGAUGGGCAUGCCGUCGGAUAACUCCCAGCAGACCCACACCUCCUGCUCCUAUCAGCACUCCCCCAGUGGCACCAUCAACACUCAGAACAGCCUGUCAAACAACCAGCCCAACAACCACCACAACAACCACCCCGCCAACAGCGGCCAGGUUCCCCUGUCCCACCCGACCCAGGCCCACCCGGGCCACGGCUCGCCCCACGCCCAGCACCUCACGCAGCACAACCAACACGGCCAGCACCCUCAGCACCCGCAGCACGCCGCGCACUCCCAGCACGGCCAGCACCCGACCCACAGCCAGCACCCGCAGCAGCAGCACACGGCGCACCCGGCCCAGCACACGCAGCACAACCAGCACCCCUCCCAACACGGACAGCAGCACCAGAGCCUCUCCCACCCGCAACAGAUGGCCUGCAACACAGGUUUACGGUCCGAGUGGUACCCGAAUCUGGAUGCCCUGAAAGAAAGCUGUCGUAUUGCCAGCAGCUACAACUGGGCUGAUGUCGACCUUUCUCCUUUCCAAGGUUUAAGAGAAAGCAUGAGACAGGCCGAGCUGAACAAUUGGUGCCUUGAACCCACCCAGAUCGCGGACCUCUGCUCGUCCAUCAACCAGUUCUUUGCUCGCACCGGCGUCAUUCAGCAGCAGGGGGCGGUACAGAGCCCUGUGUGUCACGGCGCCAUGCACACCAACAAACCCGGCCAGCACCUCAACACAGGAAACCUCUACAUGGACACAAGACAGAGUAUGCCCCCCAUGAUGGGUCCCCCCGGAUACCCGCACAUGCCCCCCAUGAGCAACACGGGACCCACAAUGACAGGACACCAUGCACAGAUGAACCAGCAGCACAUGAUACCUUCCAGGACCUUCCAGAUGCAUCGCAUGCAAGCCGACGACAUCCAGGACGACUUCGACUGGGACUCCAUCGUCUAGCCGCUCCACUUCCCCGUCAAAGCAAGUCCAAGCCGAUCGAGGAGGGGGGGGGGGGCGAAGCCCGGAGGAGGCCAGGCUGAGCCGACGAGGCCGCAGGUUGUGUGAUGCAGAGGAACGUUUGACACGGCGAAAAGCCCCACAGACUUCAGAGUCCUGACACGGCGAACCAUAACCAGAAAACGUUGUUACUUUGAAGACAAUCAUGUUCAGCCAGACCUGCUCUCGUCUGGAGACGAGUGGAGCUCAUUGACGGUGAACCUCCUCAGCCAGCCCCCUCCUCUUACCCAGACCAUCCUCUUCCUGCCACCUCCCCCCCCCCACCCGACCCCUGACCCCUCUGCUCCUUAACUGUCAUGUGAUUUGAGCGACGUGUUCAGCUUGUAAUUCUUCUCGUGUCGACAUAGGCCUCAGCUGCCUCUAAGAUGAAGUUCUCUCUCUCCAACUUUCUCUCCCCUCUGUUUAAUUUUUUGUGUUUAUAUGAUAUUUUUGUCUCUUUGUUUUUAUUUUUUUUUUUAAGAAAACACAGGCCGUCUGUCUCUGUGAGUAACGUGAUGGUGCUCGUUGGUCGCUUCUGGGAAAAACAGGUUUACAAAUGUUUAAAAUCUGAACAGGGUGUUUUUAUUUUGUUUGUUUGUUUUUAUCCCCACUGGUUUGAUUUUAUUUUAUGUUGGGGGUUUUUUAACCCAGGAGUCGAGCCAGAGAGGGAUCCCACAGGGCGCUGUGAUCGGCUCUCUGUGUGUCAUGGGAGAACAGASACUCUCAUUGUUCACUCUUAAACACUUAAAGAUGAAUGAAUUGUGACAUUGAGGAGAUAAAAUCAGGAGUGUGGAAACAGACCUUUGAAUUGAAUCUGUCUUGUGAAGUUUAGAGUUGUUUAGAUUUGUGACGGAAACUGUAGCACCUUUAGAAAUUCAACCAAACUCGAACUGUUUCAGUCUCUAUUGUUCACUAACUAAGAUGCUACCGCUCAAAAAACGAUAAGAUUGGAAUCACGAUACAUCUGAGUUUUAUUUGGAUGAAGAUUCAAGGAUUUUUUUAUUGUCAUACCACUUCUGCUCGUUUGUGGUACGAAAUUUGGACUCGGGUCCCAGAUUAAGACAUUUAAUACACAGAUAGAUGAAUAAUAAAGAUCAGUCUGAACCUCGUUAACAUCUCAGUUAUUCAGCCACAGAAACGUCUGAAACUCCACCACAGAUCCCAAAUAAUAAAUAUAUAAAUAAAUAGAGCAACAUCUGCAAGAAAACAUAAAGAGAGAAAAAAUGAUUCAGGGAAAAAAAAUACUUAAAUGAGAUUUUAUGUAAUGAUCAAUAGGGCUUAGUCUGAUUAAUCAUGACUCCAUUAUUGAAAUAAUUAACUAAUUUAGUAAUUGAUUGAUCAUUAACUCGAGUACACAGAAGGCAAAGCAGUAAUUAAGCCAAAACUGUAUUAAAAAUACACAUUUUGCAUUUAAGAUUAAAAAAUAUUUUUCUGUAAAUAUAUUCUCCAUAAGUGGUAGAUUGAUCUUAAUCUGGUUCAAAUUAUGUAAAAACUCAGAUUAAGCACCAAUUAUUAAUCGGUUAAUCAAAAAAUAAUCAGCAGAUGUUGAUAGAAACUUUUCACAUUAAGUGUUGAACUUCAGAUUCAUCCUUUGCUACAAAUGAUUCGUUAAUGAAGCUACUAUUGCUUUUUAAGCAAUAAUGAUUAUUUUCUAAUUUAAAAAAGGAACUGCAUUCUUUAUUUGCAUCUUUUUAUGCUUAGAUGAAAAAUCUGCAGAAUGUGGCCAUUUUUUUAUCCGAUUUAUUCAACAGAACAAUUGAUUACUGAAAUAAUUGUUAGUUUUAGCCCUAAUGAUCAAUAACAAAGCGUCUGUUUGUGAACAUUAGAGACCUUUUGAUGCUCCCUGCAGAGUCCGAUGCGAUCAGGACGGGAUAAAAUUCACGUGUCGGUGGAAACAGACGAGGCAUUUGUGGGAGUUUGUUGUCGUUUUUCUUUAAAUUGUGAUUUUAGGGCUCCGAUUGUUGGCUGCACUCACCUCUGCUCUGUGUGAGCGUGAAGCACAUGGCGAAGGAGGGCAGGCGGCUCACGCAGGCAGACCCAGGAGGUUUUCUCAAGCACAGAGCAGUGGAGCGACCCGGUGGUUCUCCAGAACCGGCUCCACGGUCAGAACCGCUGCUGGCCUGAAGAGACACUAUGGUCAGAGGAGGAUGAGCCCUUUGCACAUGAGUUCCUUUUGUUUACUUGGCCUCCAGACGCAAAGCCGAUCCCRUUUCGUCCCGCAGCGGCCGCUCCGAUUGGCCGCUUUCCUGCGCCGCGUCGGGUUCUACCGUUCUGGUGCUUCUUCAGCUGCAACACUGUGUCUCUGUUUGAAGGAGUAGCACAAUGUUUCUGGGAUUAUAUUCAGGCUUUUUAAUCUGGGAGUUGAAAGAUUAACAAAGYGGUCAGCAGAGUUUAGCGUAAAGACUGACAGCURUUGUCCAGAUUAGAGGUGCACCGAUUUAUCGGAGCCGAUUUCAUUGCACUUUACCGACUCGUCCACUUUCUUCCUCUGUUCAGCAACAUUUCAGACAAAAUAAAUCGGUAUCGGCCAAAAUCGGCAGUUCGGGUUUUUUACAGAUCGGUAAUCCACGAUCGGCCUAAAAACURCAAUCGGUGCACCCCUACUCUAAAUAACCUGCAAGAUUUAAUCUGAUUAGGUUUAUUCUCAGUUUAAAGGACUGAGAAUAAAUAAAUAAAACAAACCUGGUUCAUGUUUGGUGAUAAAUUUAAUUUUAUAAAGUGAAGGGKAUUAUUUUCAUAUCAGAUUUUAGUAAAUGGCACAUAGAAACGUUUACCCCAACCUGCAUAGAUUAUUAUUUUAUUCAGUUGUGAAGAUGCACUGAGGAG